UUUCUUUUUUUUUCUUUUCAAACAUCAGGAAAUAUAUAACUGUUCCAGAGAGACAGUUAUCAUUUCUCUUUCGAAAUUGGAAUUGAAAAGAUCAUCUUCGCUCUUUUGCUCCCAAGAAGUUUCAAUGGCAGAGAACACGCAAGCAAUCUGGGUGGACUCAUUUUGGUUCAUAGACAAUUUAUCCAGGCUGCUGAAUUUUUAUCGUUAUGAUCGCUACCGUUGUGCUGCUGCUGCCACUGUGAUGUGUCAAAGAUUUUUCUUACGUCGACAACCCUAUGUUAAUAAUUGGAUAAUAUCUGCUGCCUGCAUGAUGAUAGUGAAAAGAAAUUAUGAUUCUGAUGACUCGCAGAUCGAUGAAAUUUGCAACUAUUCGUUUCUUCUAAUUUAUUCUGGUGAAAGCAUAGAAGGAAUGGUAAUUCCAGAUGAAUGGAAAGAAAGUAUGUUGUGGGUUCAAACUCUGAUCCUUUUGACCUUGGAGCCCGAUGAAAUGGAAGUUGAUCUUCCCCAUGAACUCUUUUUUGACCAUAUCGUCCUCAUGCAACCUCAUAUUCGCCAUUUUUGCUAUCAACUUUUAAAUGAUGGGCUUCUCACCACGGCAUUUCUGGUGUUUCCUCCUCACUACUUGGUCGCUGGGGCCCUUUAUGCUGCGAAGAAGUUGUUUGGUUACCCCUUCAGAGAUGAUUGGUGGGAACAAUAUGGAUUGACUCCGGAUCACCUAGAAGUGGUUGGUGAGUUCUUUUGUGAAAGCCAACGGAUCAAGCAACAAAGUUCAUUAAUGUCAUCAUUCAAAUACAUUUUAAGGACUCUUCAUACAACAGUGGAAGGACUGUCCCAGAAGUUGGCAGAUGCAAACCAAGAAAUUCAGAGGCUAACUCGAGCAUUGGCCGAAUCACAUAGAACCACAAAUUGACAGUGUCCUAGAAUUCUAUCUUGUGUUUCCUUUGUCCUUCCUUUUCUUUUCAGCACAUAAAUUUUGGGUGAUAUUAGCUUUUGACUAGUCCAUAUCCGAAUUUCGCUAUGGAUACUGGUAGCUUUUUUUUCUUUUCUUUUACAUAUUAUGGAGACAUUUACUUCCAUUA
Messenger RNA from Manihot esculenta (cassava), 1079 nucleotides. RefSeq names its product cyclin-T1-1. Gene Ontology annotation, cellular component: cyclin/CDK positive transcription elongation factor complex; nucleus. The record is from RefSeq and is a predicted model, not a curated record. The transcript has 7 exons. Gene Ontology annotation, biological process: positive regulation of DNA-templated transcription, elongation; regulation of transcription by RNA polymerase II. Gene Ontology annotation, molecular function: cyclin-dependent protein serine/threonine kinase activator activity. Lineage: Eukaryota; Viridiplantae; Streptophyta; Magnoliopsida; Malpighiales; Euphorbiaceae. The coding region runs from base 125 to 910 and encodes 261 amino acids.